Messenger RNA from Alosa sapidissima (American shad), 2330 nucleotides. RefSeq lists its product as uncharacterized. The record is from RefSeq and is a predicted model, not a curated record. The coding region runs from base 51 to 2330 and encodes 759 amino acids. The transcript is spliced from 3 exons. NCBI's taxonomy places the organism in Eukaryota, Metazoa, Chordata, Actinopteri, Clupeiformes, Clupeidae.
GAGGUUUCACUUGCUGAGAGACACAUUGCGAUUCUCAGCCUGAGAUUACCAUGAAUUUUCAAUAUAAUUACUCCAACUACACCCGAGAUGGCUUCCACCAGGAUCAAGGUGUACAACACAUCCUUACCACCCAGGCAGGAGGCACCUAUUUCCAUGGUGUGGCCCCUACUACUGGCUCUGUAUUCAUCAAUCAGCCUGUGAUUUGGCCUGAGUACCAUGGAUAUCGGCCCCAGCAAAACCAUGGGCUGCUUGGCAACUCCACUGCUCUGCCGCAGUUCCUGCCUGUCACCGAGAUCCCAGUCUUCCACCCUAUCCCUCUUCAGGGAUACCAAGGGACGACCCUCCAGGAUGGAGCUGUAGCCUUCAAUCCCCAGCUACAAGGCCCUGUCAUGUUUGUGGAUGCUAUGGGCCAACAGCACGGCACCUCUGUGACCUUCCAUCCACAGCUGCAAGCGCCCCUUGUGGCCAUGGGUGGAGCUGGCCCACAGUAUGGUGUCCCUGUUCCCUACGCUCCACACGUGCAGGCCCCCGUCAUGUAUGUGGAUGCCAACGGGCAACAGCAUGGCACAACUGUGCCUAUCAACCCACAGCUGCAGGCCCCUAUCAUGUAUGUGGAUGCCAACGGGCAACAGCAUGGCACAACUGUGCCUAUCAACCCACAGCUGCAGGCCCCCAUCAUGUAUGUGGAUGCCAACGGGCAACAGCAUGGCACAACUGUGCCUAUCAACCCACAGCUGCAGGCCCCUAUCAUGUAUGUGGAUGCCAACGGGCAACAGCAUGGCACAACUGUGCCUAUCAACCCACAGCUGCAGGCCCCUAUCAUGUAUGUGGAUGCCAACGGGCAACAGCAUGGCACUGCUGUGCCUUUUGACCCACAGCUGCAGGCCCCCUUCACGUUGGUGGAUGGUAGAGGCCUACCUCACGGCACCUUUAUUCCCUCUGAUCCGCAUACACAAGCACCCUUGUUGGUGCUGGAUGCCAACGGGCAACAGCAUGGCACCACUGUACCUUUCGACCCACAGCUGCAGGCACCCUUCGUGUUGGUGGACAGUGGAGGCCUACCUCACGGCACCUCUCUACAAGCACCCUUGAUGCUGAUAGAUGCCACAGGCCUACAGCAUGGCACCGCUGUGCCUCUCAACCCAGUGCCAACACCAAGCGAACCAGUUCAGCUUUUCGACAACCCAGUCGAGGCAGGAAAGGCAGACACGAACCUGCCCAAGAAGCCUAAGAGCAGUCUCCCUGAGAAUGCUGACAGGCCCAAAGACAAGAAGAGAAAGCACAAGCAUGACAAGGGUGAGAAAGAGAGGAAGGAGAAACGGCGCAAGAAAGAGACAAGCUCGACUGAGAAAACAACCAAGUCUGGAGAGGAGGGGUCAGAAACCGACAAGAAAGCAGGUGGUUUAAAGGCACCUAAAGAUGAAUCAAAGGCUAAGCACAAGGACUCCUCUAACAAGUCCAAGAGCAAGAAGGCCAAAGAGAUGCAGCCUGCCAUCAUUUUGCAACCCAGAAGCAAACUCGGAGAGCGCAUCAUGCACUCUGUACAAGUCUUCCAUAAGCUCGGAGACAAGAUAGAGAAAGUCAGGCCCCCAAAACCAACCCCAGAGGAGGCUGCCAAAACAUCUCGGUCUGAGCGUCCCAGCUCAUCUGGUGGGCAGAGAGGGCAGCCUAAGAUCCCCUACCCAGUCCAGCCUUACAGAAUCCCUAAGAGGCCAAGUAACAUGCCAGAGCGCCCAGGACCAAGCAAUGUGCCGGACCGUCCAGGACCAAGCAAUGUGUCGAACUGUGCACCUGUGCGCUCUGACGCUGACCAGCCACGCCGCCCAGAACACAGUCAAAGCAGGCCUCCUGCACCCGCACCUGAGACAAGGGCCCAGAGGCCCACAGCACCUGCCCACCCCAGACAUCCCUACGUGGUGCCCCAUUUCUUCAAGAACCACGCCCAUGGCAGUGUGGGCGACUACGGGGACGGAGAGAGGAUCAUGUACCUGAAGCCGGAGCACCCUGGCAUGUUCCCCCUCCCCCUCGUCAACUUGGCGCCACUGCCCCCCGGUGCGCCCCGCCGUUUCCACUGCCGGGAGUACUCCGCCACCAUCACCGCCGAGCGCCGCGCCGAGAGAGAGGCCAUGAAGCGCGAGGCCAAGCGGCAGAGGGACGAGGCCGCCAAGAUCACACGCAACGGCAUGGACUGCAGCGUGCUGGCUGACCAAAUGCACCUGCCACGUGAGCCGUGGCCGAGGAAGGACAACUGGUUGGAGACCGAACUGGACGAAGUGUGGAAUUUGGAUGAGUGUAUGCUGGGCCCCAGGGAUGACUUGAUGCUCGACUGA